CGACAACAACGAGCUGCAACAUGCUACCCUCCCUCAAUAUGCAGGGUCAGGUCAGGUUGAUGAGCUCCGGAUCGUCCUUGUCUUGCGGUGCAUACGCUGAUUGAUGGCCAUUUUCGCGAUGCAGCCCGUGAUGGUCUCACAAUCCCUCGCCGACGCAGAAACGACGAGACCCGCAGCUGGCCGACAUCCCGGCGUCUCCACCAUCUAAAAUAAAAACAUAGAACUAAGAAAAACACUGUACACACCACCACCCGCUCCAGCCGCAGAAGGGAAGUCCCCAGCGGCAUUGUCUUCAGCAUGCUCUUUGAGCCCGAGGAGCUGCCGCCGUCCACGCCGCCGCUCUUCGACGACUCGGCCGGCGAUGCCUGGGUCCCGCUCUACCGCCAUGGCUGCACCUUUGGGCCGGACCUGUUUGUCGACAAGAUGAUGAACAUGGUCCGGAACCCCAACCUAAACUCUAGCUGGCUGUUCCGGGCCGACAUUCUCUACGAUGACGACGACGACGACGACGAUCACGACAACAGAAAAAAUGACGAUGACAACGAGACCGCCGGCGGUGAGGCGGGGCAGGCGAGUGCUGCCGCGCCCAUCCCGCGAGACAUCAAUGGCUUCCUCCGGCGGCGGACCCUGGUUCGCAAGCUCAUCCCGCGCAACGACCGCAGGGACCGGCCCAUGGAGCAGACUUGCACGAUUCACCGGUCAGAAUCCCCUGACGGGCAGCACGUCCGCUCCUUGGUGCUCUACAUGCCGCACGCUGCCUCCGCUGCCGAGCUCCCCUUCUACCACCCCAAGGUCUGCGGCAUCGCCCACUUACACGAGUGGGAGCCGGCUCGGGGGCUGGGCUCGAUAUCGACGCACUUCCUGCCCUUCCGGCAAGGCGACCUGGACAACGACCAGAAGCUGCGGCGGAUGGCCUACCACCUCCUCGAGAUCCUCCACAAGCACGGCCAGGGUGGCGCCUCGGGCUACGUCAAGCGCGUGCACCACGAUGUCGUCAUCCCGCAGCCCAAGUUCCAGGACCGCUACACGGCGCUCAAGAACAAGUACGCGCGCCAGCUCGUCGAUACGUGGGCCGAGUCCACGGACCCUGGGAAACAUGUCUUUGAGGACCUCGGCAUCGCCGCGUUUCUCAUCGAGCUCUGGGAUGUCAUGUAUAAGGACCCCGCCGCGUUCCCCGGCUUCGUCGACAUCGGUUGCGGCAAUGGCCUGCUUGUCUACAUCCUCAACAAGGAGGGGUACGCCGGAUGGGGCUUCGACGCCCGCGCGCGCAAGUCCUGGGCGCAAUACUGCACCGAGACGACGGCAGGGGGCGCACCGGCCGGCCGGUCCCUCGAGCAGCGUCUCCUGCUACCCCGCGUGGUGCCCCGCUGCAACGACGGCGCGGGCGCGGAUACGACGACGACGACGACGAAGCAACAGCUCGAUAUCGACGCCGACGCCAUCCAGGACGGGACCUUCCCGCCGGGGACCUUCAUCGUGUCCAACCACGCCGACGAGCUGACGCCCUGGACCCCCAUCCUCGGCGCCCUGUCGCGCUGCCCCUUCAUCACGAUCCCCUGCUGCAGCCACAGCCUCACCGGCGAGCGCUUCCGCGCGCCCCCGCCCCGCGACAGGUCCAAGCCCAAGUCGACGUACGCCUCCCUCGUCGACUGGGUCGCGCACAUCGCCGAGGACUGCGGCUGGGACGUGGAGACGGAGCACCUGCGCAUCCCCAGCACCCGCAACGUGUGCCUGCUGGGCAGGAGGAGAAGGAGCAGACGACGCGCCGUGGUGGGGGACGGUGGCGGCGACGCUGACCAUAAUGAUGAUGAUGCCAAUGACGACGACAACGACGACGAUGUGGACAUUGAUGCCGUGCUGCACAAGUAUGGCGGCGUAGAGGGGUACUUUGCCAACGUGGCGAAGCUGGUCAAGUCUGGGCCGCGCAGCCAUUGAGUGAGUGAGUGAGCGGUCUCACCAUAACCUACUUCGUAGGUAGGGACAAGCGCGCAGUUGGCGUUGUGGGUAGAUAGAUGGAUGGGGACGCCCUCGACCGAACCUUGGACACAAGACAGUAGACGGUCCAUCCCACGCACAAAGACAGUAUAAACACGCGAGAACAGAGGCUGUCUGGCAGACAGACGUACAUACUGGAUGAUAGAACCCCGUCAUAUAUAGAACAGACACCCAGCCAACCCACCUAGGGGCCGUGUGGUACCUAAACUCCAUAGCCAUGC
This is a messenger RNA of Purpureocillium takamizusanense, 2216 nucleotides long. It is a transcript of the gene TRM44, whose product is annotated as tRNA(Ser) (uridine(44)-2'-O)-methyltransferase. Gene Ontology annotation, biological process: tRNA methylation. The record is from RefSeq and is a predicted model, not a curated record. Bases 298 to 1935 code for a protein of 545 amino acids. NCBI's taxonomy places the organism in Eukaryota, Fungi, Ascomycota, Sordariomycetes, Hypocreales, Ophiocordycipitaceae. Gene Ontology annotation, molecular function: tRNA (uridine) methyltransferase activity. The transcript has a single exon.